Molecule: messenger RNA, 948 nt
Organism: Amoebophrya sp. A120
Lineage: Eukaryota; Dinophyceae; Syndiniales; Amoebophryaceae
Source: the annotation of a GenBank genome assembly
CAACCGCCCUCGUAGCGUCACGCCAUCCAUCAUCCUUCGGAAGUUCUUUUCGCUCUUGUUUCAAUAAUGCAGAAAAUUAAAGGGCCUCGUCAAGAAGGUGCCAAUCUUGUUGUUUGAAUGCAUCGCUGAUAAUGUCCUGUAUAAUACACCAACUCGUCUCAAGCGGCGCAAGCGUGGUCACCAGGAAUUCUAUUAGCCGGCGCGCGGCGCUGCUUGAAAGACGUUUAUUUUCGACGCACAAAGAGACGUGCGCCUAGUUGAGCUUCUGUUUACUUGUUUGCUUAUUUACCCCUACUAAAACCAAAUUUCAAAACCGAAUCAACACAGUAAUGCAAUGCUGAGAAAGUGAAAAUGAAUGCGAAGUAUUACAGUUACACUGCUCCUUCAAAUAUCUUCUAUGCACUUUGCAGUGUACCUAAACUUUAUCAAUGACCGAUGACACCAGCACGUCCGGAGUAGAACAAAAACGCAACAAAUGACGAAACCCAGAGUACAGAAUUUCAGAAUAGCCGUAGUACCUUUCUCGACCGCUACCUUUUGAUGAUGAAUCGAAAACGUUUUAGCUUAAGGAGAUAAGCUUUGCUUUGACUUGAUUGAUAUUGCUAGACACAACGAAAACCAUUAUUAUUUCGUUUGACUUGAGCUUCCUAGUAGAAUUUGCAAUAGGAGGGUCUUCAGACCGAAGAAAGACUCUGGGUUGCGCUGCUGCGGCGCCUCCACGCGUUGUACUAUUUCAUCUUGCGUGGUGGACUCGGCACCUGAAGCGCCUCUGCAACUACCUUGUUGAUGAACUCGAUUUGCUAAAUAUUUCUCCAAAGUUGGCCGCCCAUGACUAUGAGGAUCGAUCGAUGAUCUUCAGCGCCACCAGAUUUUUGCAUUUGUAUAAAAGACCACGAUGUCCUUGUUGCGGUAAGGAAAUCGAAAGAAGUUUCAGAUCGAUUAUUCUCC